Molecule: messenger RNA, 1190 nt
Organism: Homarus americanus (American lobster)
Lineage: Eukaryota; Metazoa; Arthropoda; Malacostraca; Decapoda; Nephropidae
Product: protein C19orf12 homolog
Exons: 4
Coding region: 158-577 (139 amino acids)
Source: RefSeq, a predicted model, not a curated record
AUCAACCACCACAACAAUAACACACUUGGACUUGUGCUGAACAGGGAAGGACUUGAGCUGAUAAGACGGUGGAGGAGAACACCAGACAUUACCACAUAGUUCUCUUUAUUUCCUGGUAACUGAGUUGUCCUGAGGAGAGACACAAGAUUCAGAAACAAUGCCGAUAGACACACAAGAAGCACUCAACCUGUUGGCCCAGGUGUGUGAGGAACAGGAGCUCGGCGUAACAGUGAAAGAGAGCGUUAAGGGCGGAGUCAUAGCUGGAGGAGCCACCAUGAUUGGUGGCCUCCUUGGUGGACCAUUUGGAUUGGCUAUUGGAGGAGCCCUCGGGGGGAUAACAGCAGCGUACAUGUCCCAGGGAAAGUUCAAGAGUGUUGCCUCGGUCAUCCUGUACGACCUAACUUCCGCCCAGAAAGAACACCUCGCUAACUCUGUCAGGAAAAUACUCAGCGGCAUCACUCCAACAGACAUGAUAGCUAUAACAACACUUGUCCUGGCGCCCGACAUCAAGAUGCGUCUUGUUCAAGAGGUGACCAACUUCCUUCAGUCUCAACUACAAAUGCAAAUUAUAGAUUGAGUAUUGUAAUGCAUUGUGUAAGAGCUACUGUGGGGGAGUCAGGGUAUUGUUGAGGUCUUAUUUUAAUACUUACCAAUGUUAAUGGUGCUUGUAUACUAUUUGGUACUGUAUGGUACUAUGUGGUACUGUGCAGUACUGUGUGGUACUGUGCAGUACUGUGUGCUCCUGCACAACACGUAGUUACUACUGUGGAAGGACUGUCGCUCUCCUAAACAACAUUGCCAGUUUUGACACCUAUGAAAUGAUUGCCCUUGUCCCCCACCCUACUACACUUGUGACUUCAGGUUUUGUCCUCUCUCUCUCUCUCUCUCUCUCUCUCUCUCUCUCUCUCUCUCUCUCUCCUUUCAGUUUGUAAUGAAAUAUGAACUUUGUUUUGGUUUAAAGUAAAGUUAAGUUGUUCUUUCGUUCAUUAUAAGAAAAAUCAUUUAACAGGCGGGUUUUCAGGAACUUAACCCAUUUGUAUAGCGAGGGAUAUUUGUAUAGCUAUUAUACAACCAAAAAGCAUAUACAGUACAGUAUUAUACAGUACAGGUUGUACCUCUCUAGUCCGGCAACCUCAGGACCUGACCGGUGCCGGACCAUGGAAAUUCACCCUUUUCCUGGACAGAUAGUG